Molecule: messenger RNA, 4101 nt
Organism: Conger conger (European conger)
Lineage: Eukaryota; Metazoa; Chordata; Actinopteri; Anguilliformes; Congridae
Product: SIN3-HDAC complex-associated factor-like
Exons: 6
Coding region: 217-996 (259 amino acids)
Biological process (GO): negative regulation of cell migration
Source: RefSeq, a predicted model, not a curated record
AUUCGGAAAAUGGAGGCGUGUGAAGGCGCAUGCGCACAUCGAAACAAUUUACUAUUUCCCAGACGUAGCACACAAGUAAGACAUCAACAAGCGUGCGGUGUUUCUGUUGCUGUGUUUGGUUGGUAAAUGCGUUACUACUGUAUUGAAGAUUAUUUUUCAACUUCAACAACUGCUUUUACGUCUAAACAAGAAACUACUUCAUUCCCUUGAAGAAAUAUGUUUGGUUUCCACAAACCGAAGAUGUACCGGAGCAUAGACGGCUGCUGCAUCUGCCGAGCCAAGUCAUCCAGCUCGCGUUUCACAGACAGCGCUCGCUACGAGAAGGACUUCCCUAGCUGCUUCGGGUUGUGUGAAACUCGAUCUGGAGACAUUUGCAACGCCUGUGUUCUGUUGGUGAAAAGAUGGAAAAAACUCCCUGUGGGCUCCAAGAAGAACUGGAAGCAUGUGGUGGAUGCCAGGGGUGGGUCAAGCUUGAGAACGACAGUGAGGCCCAAGAAGAUGAAGUCGCUGUCGAGGAGAGCGAGAUCGAGCCAGGCCAGCGGUGUGCUGAAGAGACACAACUCUGAUGCUCACAGCACUUCUAGCGCUUCCCCUGCUCAGUCUCCCAGCUACAGCAACCAGUCGGAUGAGGGCUCUGACAGCGAGCUAACCCCUGGGACUGGCCAGUCUCCCAUCUUCUCUUUCCUGGAUCUCACCUAUUGGAAGAGGCAGAAGGUGUGCUGUGGCGUGAUAUACAAGGGCAGGUUUGGGGAGGUGCUGAUUCACCCCCACCUGUAUAAACCCUGCUGCCAAAAACGCCAAGAGGCUCAACAGAAGCAGGAGGAAGAGCAUGUGGGAGAGGAAGAGGAAGAUGAGGAGGAGGAGGGGGAGGAGGAGGAGGAAGAAGAAACCCAAGAGAGCAAAGCGAGUCUUCACCCUCAGGGGGUGCAGUCACCACCAAAAGCCAAAGAGGAAGAUGAGGAAGAGGAGGGUGAGGAGGAGGAAGAAGAGUGGUGACCUCACACACUUGUGUGCAUGUGUACGCUGCACAUGGAACUCAACUGCCGCUCUGGGUCACCUUGGAGACGGUGGUCUGAGUUUUGUUCUUAUUGAAGUGGCCUCCGGUUGCCGUGGUUACUGUCUAUUCCUUGAUUAUGGGAUAGCUCCUGCUGUGUUCUGACCUGCAGCCUGACUAUUGGGCUACACAUGACCUGGACUUUCUCCUCUUUAAACAUGAAAUGCUGGAUCUUCGACCAAGCAACUGGGCACUGUGUAUGUGUGUUUGUGUAUGUGAGGGAGAGACCGAGAGAUGUGUGGAGUCAUGCGCGCACACGCACACAUGCACACACACACGCACCUGUACAGUGCAGGACUGAGCCAUGACCCUCACCAGCCUUCUCACCAGCCGCUACUGCUAGCCUUUGCCUGGGACUUCUUCCGUAUGUCCUAUACACCACUGUGUAGAGUUAUAAAAAUGCACGUGCACACACACACACGCGCACACACACACACAUGCGUGCACACCGGUGAUACUCAGCCUUAUUUGUAUUUCUGUUCUAUUUAAGGGUUUUACUCCAUUUGUUUUGGAGGAAAAGGUGAAUCUCCAGGUGUGCUACAGUACAGUGUUUUCUUAAGGCCUUGAAAAGGUAAAAUGGACGUUAUCGGUCUGCAUGAACGCAAAGUAGGUUUUUCUCCAAAGGAUCCCGUGAGUGUUUGCAUGAAAUGGACAUAUUGCAUGGCCUUAGAACGAGCUUCGGGCUCCGGUUAUAUUCAGAACUUCUUUCUGUGCAGCUCCUUAAACUGUAUUUAAAACAAAAGAUGAUUACUAUUCCUAUUUAUAAACCAUUAUCCUUUCCAGUGUAUUGAACUACUACAGUAAUUAUCUGAUUCUGGGUUGCUGGAGUUUGUAAAUAGCAUUGUUUUGAGUAGAGAUGUUUCACCCUUGUGUGUUACUGCUCCUCUGAGAACAUUCUAGAACUGGAAAGUGAAUAAGACCCCUUCCUCAUAUGUAUAGAUACUAACUAGGUAUUUCCCUCUCUGUUAUUUGUUAUCUCUAUGCUUCUAUACCCAAAUGCAUUUCCUGUAAACAUAGAGAACGGUUGAACCACAACCUCUACCCACCCCAGUUAAAAGCAUGAAAAAAAGCUUAGUGAAAGUGAUUUUGAUGGUGAAACUUGUCAUAUAUUUACACUCUCAGAAAAUGUUUGUUGUGUUUGUCAGAAUUUGACUUUCUUUCCUGUGCAGGUUCUUGUUCUCCUGCCUCUGUUAGAAUCUGUCUGCUGUGGAGCAGCUGGGCGUAAAGUUAUUUGUAACCACAAGGUGGGGCUGCUCUUUUCACUCUUGUCACUGUUCUUCCAAUAACCCUUUUGGGGUUUUUAGAGAUGAUUAUACUUUUUGUAGUAAAGGAAAAAAAACACAAAAAAAAACUUUCUUUGGUAAGUGUGUGUGUAUAAGCUUAAAAUAUUAAGUGAUAAUGCGUUUUGAAUCAGGGUGAUGUCAUUCAUUAUAUUUCUCCAUUCCAUUUAGACAUGUAAUUCACAGUGCUGUAUGUGUACAUUUUUAUACACGGUUUGUUAACUUUUGAAUCCUUGUGUUGAAACUAUGAUGAAUUUCCUGACUUGUCUGUAUGCAAAUUUAUAUGCCAGUUUGUCACAACCUUUGUUAAUAUUCAUAAGAUUAUUUUGAUUUUAUCAAUAACAUGAUUCAAUUCCACAAUAAGAAUAUUAGAUUGAAUGCAUUGGCAGCUAUCCUCUUUAAAUACUUUCCGUGAAUAUUGUAUGCAGUUUACCAAGGGAAGGCUCACACUGUACUGUGAGCUAGUUAUAUCGGUUUGUCAUGUAUAUGUGUGAACACUACAUGGUACCUUUUUGUGUUUCAUUUUCUUCAUCUCUGAAAGAGUUGCGUGUACAUAUUUAAUCAGGUAAAUACUUGUAACGGUGGAACUUUCUCUGUCUUAUUUAUUUCUAUUUAUUUGUAUUUGUAUGAAUUUCUGCUGAAUGUCUCUUAAUUCUGCUCUAAAUCAGGUUGGGUUUUGGGCACCGCUAAGAUCUCUGAUGUAAAUGGCUCCUUUAUUCAUGAUGUCAUCAUCUAUCGUCACUCACACAUCUGCGAAAUUGUAAGGUGUGAUAUUGUUGCCUGGCAACUAGGAUUUGUUCUUUUGAGGAGGGGUGUUUGGCAGAAUGAUCCAUUAUGGUUGCCAGGGUUCGCCUGAAAUGGUUAUUUCUGUUAUUUGGUCAUUGUAACCAAGUAAAAUUUGGUUAUUAAUACAUAAACUCACUGAGCGCUUUAUUAGGUAUUCAUUAGACUUUCUUUUUUUGUACUUACUGGUUUUCUGCUGCUGUAGCCUAUCCACUUAGAGCUUUGACCCGUUGUGUGUUCAGAGAUGCUCUUCUGCAUGUAAUAUCUGGUUAUUUGUGUUCCUGUAAGCUUUGACCAGUCUGGCCCUUCUCUUCUGACCUCGCUCAUUAACAAGUCUUUGCCUGCUGAACUGAUGCUCACUAGAUUUCAGAUUUUAUUUGUUUUACGCUCCAUUCUCUGCAAACUCCAGAGUGUUGCAUGUGAAAAUCCCACGCGAUCAGCAGUUUCUGACAUACUCAAACCACCCUGUCUGGCACCUAUAAUCAUUCCAUGGUCAAAGUCAUUUCAAUCACAUUUCUUCCCCAUUCUGACAUUUGGUCUGAAAAACAGCUGAAUCUUUUGCAUGCUUUUAUUGAUUUAGUUUCCGCCACAUGAUUGGCUGAUAUUUGCAUUAACACGCUGGUGUACAGAUCUAUCUAAUAAGGUGCUCGCUGAGUGUACAUUCUGUAUUGGCUGUAAUAAAGUCUUGACCUAUGUGUAUGUGGCUACCACUUGCAGUGGACCGCACCAACUGGAUCUUAUGUUUGAUUCUUUCAUGUGGUUUCCUCAGCCAAAUCUGAAUAAUGAGGUCUGUUGAGAAUUGUGUGCUGAGUGUAAUCGCCCUCGAUCCCGCCUGAUGUGCUUCUAGAUUAGCCCUUAGCUGCAGGCCCGCAUGCCCUUUCUGCACUUUCUAUUUAUCACCGUAGAGAAAUAUGAUGCAAGUUUUGUAUUUUUAUACAUAUUGUACUUUUUUACUAGUUCUCCAAUAAAAGUAGUUUGAAGUUU